AUGGCCGUCUCACACCCCACCAAAGGCGUCCUCAUCAGGAUAGAAGUCCACGUCGACAUGCUUUGCCCGUGGUGCUACAUUGCCAAGCGCAGUCUAGACGCCGCCAUCAAGGUCUUUCAGACCAGCCAUCCCGAAUUCGAAUUUGAAGAAGCUCAGCCGAACAACUUCCAAGCCGUCCAGGACCGCAUCCGCUCGGCCGCAGCCCGCUACAACAUCUCCCUCUCCUUCACCGGCCGCACCGGACCCUCCCGUGACUCCCACAAGCUCAUCGCCCUCGCCCUCCAGCAGCGGGACCCGGCCGCCCAGGCCCGGACCGUCGACCGCCUCUUCCGCGGCCACUUCGAGGAGGGCAGGGACCUGACCGACGGGGACUGGCUGGUCGAGGUCGGCGUCGAGGCCGCCGGCCUGGAUGCCGCCGACGUCAGGCGCGCCCUCGCCAGCCACGAGGCCGGCAUAAGCGUCGACGACGAGGUCCGCAGCGCCAGCGUCGAGAGGGGCGUCAGGGCAGUCCCCUGCGUCACCAUGCAGGGGAGGUACCGCGUCGGCGGCUACCAGGAUCAGUCCGUCUUUGAAGACCUGUUUGACAAGAUUCGCACCAACGGGGGCAACUGA
Geosmithia morbida is the source of this 612-nucleotide messenger RNA. Its product is annotated as putative dithiol-disulfide isomerase, DsbA family. NCBI's taxonomy places the organism in Eukaryota, Fungi, Ascomycota, Sordariomycetes, Hypocreales, Bionectriaceae. The record is from RefSeq and is a predicted model, not a curated record. The transcript is spliced from 2 exons. Bases 1 to 612 code for a protein of 203 amino acids. Gene Ontology annotation, molecular function: oxidoreductase activity.